UUGUUCGAUUCUGCAUGUUUAUUAAGUUGUCAGCACUGUAUAAGCCAUUUUGUGACAGAAAGUGUCUGACACAUUUUUCAUCAAAUUUUCAGCUUCCAAAAAUAUUUCAUAAAAAUGGCAAAGGACGUUGUUAAGUCAAACAAACCCCAACUAAGAGGAUUGUUACAGAACCAGAUCAAAAAGAAUUUGGCUCUUGCUGUCGGCAUGUGCUUUGUGGCUGCAGUAGCACAAAAAAUCUGGAUCAACGAUGAACGAAAGAAAGUUUAUGCCGAAUUUUACAAGAAUUACGAUAUUGAAAAGGCAUUCAACACCAUCAGAAACAAAGGAUUGUUUGACUCCUGCCAGCCAGACAAAUAAAUUUAUGUAAUUAAUAGUAUUUAAUGUGAACAUCAUUUAGAUCUGAAUUGUAUAGUAAAACAAUAAAAAUUCAAACAAA
Molecule: messenger RNA, 436 nt
Organism: Aethina tumida (small hive beetle)
Lineage: Eukaryota; Metazoa; Arthropoda; Insecta; Coleoptera; Nitidulidae
Product: cytochrome c oxidase subunit 6C-like
Exons: 3
Coding region: 115-357 (80 amino acids)
Source: RefSeq, a predicted model, not a curated record